Messenger RNA from Balearica regulorum gibbericeps (East African grey crowned-crane), 436 nucleotides. Lineage: Eukaryota; Metazoa; Chordata; Aves; Gruiformes; Gruidae. The record is from RefSeq and is a predicted model, not a curated record.
ACCAAAGGCUAAGUCUUGAAAACAUGAUUCCUGCAACUGUUCACACUGUCCUGAGUGCUCUGUAUUUAUGCUGCCACAGAAAGAACUGGUUACACUCGGAGGAGAAACACAAGAAACACUAAGGACUGAAAUGCGCUUGCAGCUAAAGUAUCCUCAUCAUGAAUAGGUACACAACUAUCAGACAGCUUGGUGAUGGGACCUACGGCUCUGUCCUCCUAGGGAGAAGCAUUGAAUCUGGAGAGCUAAUAGCCAUUAAAAAGAUGAAGAGAAAGUUUUAUUCCUGGGAGGAAUGCAUGAACCUUCGAGAGGUUAAGUCUUUGAAGAAAUUAAACCAUGCCAAUGUAGUAAAGCUGAAAGAAGUUAUCAGGGAAAAUGAUCAUCUGUAUUUUGUGUUCGAAUACAUGAAGGAAAAUCUUUAUCAGUUAAUGAAAGAAAG